This is a messenger RNA of Schistosoma guineensis, 3535 nucleotides long. The record is from the annotation of a GenBank genome assembly. Lineage: Eukaryota; Metazoa; Platyhelminthes; Trematoda; Strigeidida; Schistosomatidae.
AUAGCGCGUAUUUCGUCCUACUGUAGGUGAUUGUACUGAAAGGUUCGUUAUGGGUUUUUUCGGAAUCGUAUCAUUUGGAUAAUUAUCAAGCAUAUGGUUAUAGAUAAAUAGUUGAGUCCAUCCGCCUGUUUUUUUAAUAUUCCCUGAAUUAUGCUAUUCACGAAAAAAUUGUCAAUGCGCAAAUUGUUUUUCUUGGGAUUGUAUUUUGUGUUCCUUGUAACGAAAAUUGGUUCACGUUACUUUCACGUAGCUAGUUCAAGCGCUCCGAAUUAUGACAAGCAUCCAUUAUAUCCAACUUUUGAUCAUUCAGUUGACCGAAAUGACCAAAGAGGUUCUUGGAUGAACAGAAAGUUGAUGGGGAUACAAGUUGUGCGUCCACACCCAUCGUUAAAUUGUACGCCUCUAGCAAUCGAAAAUUUCCCACGGGACAUUUUUACACAGUCCCAAAGGCAAUAUGGAGCUGUUAUAAUUCAUCUGGUUGUCUCAAUUUAUAUGUUCAUUGGUCUUGCACUACUUUGUGAUGACUACUUCAUUCCUUGUCUGGAGAGGAUUUGUGAAGUUCUACACCUCCAGCCUGAUGUUGCUGGAGCUACGUUUAUGGCUGCUGGAAGUUCUGCUCCCGAGUUGGCAACUACCUUAGUUGGAGUAUUUAUUGCAAAAGAUGAUAUCGGUCUUGGAGCUGUUGUGGGUUCAGCUGACUUCAAUAUAAUGUUGGUUGUCAGUGUUAGUGCGCUCUUCGCAAAACAGGUGAUUUAUCUUAAUUGGUGGCCGUUGGUGCGUGAUUCCGCUGUUUAUCUAUUAUCUAUCAUACUCUUGGCAUUGGUUAUUUAUGACGAAUUAGUCUAUUGGUAUGAGUCAGGAAUAUUUAUUAUUGUCUAUGGAUUAUAUGUAUUAUUAAUGUACUAUAAUCCACGUAUUGAUGCAUUUUGGCGUAUUUGGUGUCGUGAACAUCCAACAUUCUGUCCACGUGCAAUACAUUCAGAUCAAGGAAUUCCUGAUCAAAUUCAACAACAUAGCGGUGCAUUUGGACAUUUUGAUAUUGACAAUAAAUCAUUACUGCCUAAUCCAAUUUGCCAUGAACCAUUGAAUAUUAAAACAGGCUAUAAACGUUUUGAAGGGGAUGAAGAUAAUUUUUCCUCAGAAAAACCAGACUAUACAACAGAGAAAUUUGAAAUUAUUGGUAGCGGUUUAGUCGACCAACAAUCACACCGUGAUACCAACACCACUAAAUUGGAUGAUGUUGAAACACAAGUUCGUUCAGGUGAUUCUAUUGAGUCAUGGUUUGACACUUGUUUUGCUCCGCUCAAAUUACCCGGUCGUGAAGGUGUACGCGGUAAAAUUCGUUAUGCAUUUUGUGCAUUUUUAUGGCCAUUACGCUGUGCUUUAUGCUUAACUGUACCAGAUGUACGUAAGACAAGAUGGCGACAAAUACCUGCUUCUCAUUGGUUAUCUUUCUUGAUGUGCUGUUUUUGGAUUGGUAUAUUUACCGUGAUUAUGAUGUGGAUGAUCACGGUAAUUGGUAAGUCUUUACAACUAUUAUUUUCAUUUUGCUGGAUUUUUGUUAGCACAUAUAGGACAAUUCUAGUGAAUUAUAGUUAAAGCCUUUUUUAAGAUUUUAGGGAAAAGGAUAUGUGAAUAAAAUUAUUUUUCUUGAAGUAUACUUAUGAACUGAUGCAACUCACGUACCUGGUAAUUGUUUAUGAUCUUAGCUAUGAAAGCCAAUUGUGCUGCCCAAAUAGAAACGGUUACGGAGAAAGAAGGGCGUGUAAACUAUUGGUUGAACUCCGAGAGGAAUAACAACACACUGGUCCGUCACUAUAGUUUCUUUUUAAAGAACUUGCACAAUUGUAGUCGAUCUUGAAGUGUUAUAAUUGACAUGUAUCUCUCAGAAGAUAUUAGUGAUACAUACCCAUUCUUAAGCUUUUGUAUGUGAAUCGGAUUUCGGAAACAAAGUAGUGGUUUUACUGGUUAAAGGAUAUAAUUUUCAAUCGAUAGACUUCAUUUUUAAAUUCAACAUCAUUUCAGUUUUAUUAGUCCAAUAAAUUCUAACACUGACCUAAACAUUUCACAUUACAAAUUUUUGUUGCUCAAAACUGAGUAUAAUAAACCUUGUGUCUAACAAACGAAUUACAUUUGUAAGUUGCGAUUGUCAAAAAUUGACUUCAGGAUACUGGUAAAAACAUCAGACAGAUGUUUCAUCCUAAUAUGGUAUUCCUUAACAGUGAGCAUCGGCAACCCAACCAUUGGUCGAACCAAUGAUUCUUAGGUUGUAAGAAUUCUCAUACUAAGACGAAACAACUGUUCAUUGCUUUUUAUUUUCCAAUGAUACCUUAACUGAUGAUCAAUCUAUGAGAAAUACUACCUACAAAUUGAAUAAAACUUCAUAAAAUCCCCUCAAAUCAAAUGAAUUACAUAACUUUUUUUCAAAUAUGCGUAAACAAUUUGAAAGUUACAUGGAGUUAUUAAAUUUUAAUUCAUUUCAUUGAUUAGCAACCAUCAAAUUUUUUUAUCAUUAUUGUCACCUACUACUUAUAUACUUAUACUUCAGUGGUAUAGGAGUAGGUUGGAAGAAAGUUAGGGGCGGCCAGACCAAAACAUGGCACAAGUUCAUGAAGUCAGUGAUAAGUGGACUGAGUCAUGUUGGUAGGUGUAGACUACCUGGUUGGGGACCGCGAGAUGAUAGCAACCGAUGGUUAGAGAGCCUGAAUGACACAUGGCUCGAAAUCGUUUGCAAUGGCACAGGUGCAUCCACUCUUUGUGUUCUCCCAAAUUCGAAUCUCCUGAAUCCUCCUUGUCUCUUUUUUAUUUUCCUAAAUUUAUUUCACUGUAUUAUACUCUUUAAAUAACAUCUCCAAACCCUAAUCUUCCCGAUUACUGCUUAUACUCUUAUUACCUCUACUACUAUGGGAUUUGAAUCGAAAACUGCAUCUCUGUGCUAAUGUGGUGUGGUAACUCGAUUUGAUGUACGUACGUACGAAGUUCUACGUUGUUACUGACUGACUGACUUAUAUUACUGUUACUGUGGCAUUUUUCAUUUUCCUCCCCUCCUACAUUUUAUUAAUCGAUUCAUGUUUCCAUUCACCUUAUCCGAUCAGUUAAUUAUUAUUUUUUUCUAAUUGGAAAAAUUGUUUUGAUCAUAGCAAAGGAAAAUAGAAAGAGAAAAAAGGUUAACAUCAAUAUAAACUUCUCAUAUUCAUAAUGAAUAUUUAUUAAGGGUUACUAAUAUAUAAUGAUUUAGAAGUAAAUCUUUCCUGUGUUUCAUUAACCGUAAAUUGGUUUGAUUGUCAGAGUUUGUGAUUGUAACUAGGUGUUAGCGGGACAUAGACUGGAUUAAAGUAUGCUUAAUGCAUGAUUGCUUUGGUGUACGCUGAUUGGCUAAUUCUUAUCCAAUCAACACUAGCCGAUACUUGGAGAAUACUCUAGAAUCUUCUCAUGUAAAAACUAUAAAUAUACUAACGUUUUCCCUAUUGUACUUCUUACUUGCUUCUUACUUCCAUUUAACCUUGUUAUUUGGAAUAUAAUCUCUUUCCUGUUC